Ophidiomyces ophidiicola is the source of this 1503-nucleotide messenger RNA. RefSeq lists its product as uncharacterized. The coding region runs from base 1 to 1503 and encodes 500 amino acids. The record is from RefSeq and is a predicted model, not a curated record. Lineage: Eukaryota; Fungi; Ascomycota; Eurotiomycetes; Onygenales; Onygenaceae. Gene Ontology annotation, molecular function: aldehyde dehydrogenase (NAD+) activity. The transcript has 2 exons.
AUGCGUGAAGCAUUCCCCGCCGUCCACAGCCCCUACUAUGAGGGCGCAGUCCAGGAGACGUCCUCGCGCGUGUCAUUUGACACGAUAGACCCGUCGAAUGGCUCGGUUCUCGCGUCCAUCGAGGUUGCCUCCAGCCACGAUUUGGAAGCAGCCGUAGAAUCCGCUCGCAGAGCGUUUCCCGUCUGGUCAAAGACCCCUCCGUCUGCUCGUGCCAAGGUGCUUCUGAAAGCUGCCGAAAUAUUACGGCGACGCAACGAUGAGAUUGCCCGCAUGGAAACUCUCGACACUGGCAAGCCAUUUUCGGAGACCAGUACUGUGGACGUUGUCACCGGAGCAGAUGUGCUAGAAUACUAUGCAGGGUUGAUUAGCGGAGGUGGUUUGAACGGUGAGACAAUACCGCUCAGACAGGAUGCAUGGGUAUACACGAAGAAAGAGCCCCUGGGUGUCUGUGUUGGCAUUGGAGCAUGGAAUUAUCCCAUUCAAAUUGCACUUUGGAAAUCGGCCCCUUGUCUGGCGGCAGGAAACACCAUGGUUUAUAAACCUAGCGAAUUCACACCGCUUCAUGGGAUUGUCCUCGCGCAAAUAUACACGGAAGCCGGCUUACCGCCAGGCGUGUUCAAUGUCGUCCAUGGUGCUGGCGAUGUGGGUGCAGCUCUGGUGAACCACCCCGCCAUUGCCAAGGUAUCGUUUACAGGCCAGGUUGCGACUGGGCAAAAGGUUGCCAGAGCUGCAGGUGGAGGAAUGAAAUAUGCCACUAUGGAACUAGGUGGGAAGAGUCCCUUAAUCAUUCUUCCCGACGCGAAUUUAGAAGACGCCGUCGACGGUGCCAUGCUUGCCAAUUUCUUUAGUACAGGGCAAGUUUGUACCAAUGGAACCAGGGUCUUCGUACCAGCGGCCCUGAAAACAGACUUCGAAACACUGCUUCUUAAGAAGAUGGAGUACAUUCGUCCCGGUCCAACAAUGGAUCCUAACAUCAAUUUUGGCCCGCUGUCUUCAAGUGCGCAUCAUAGGAAAGUGCUUCAAUAUAUUCAGCAUGGCAUUGAGCAGGACAACGCCACUUUACUCUGUGGAGGCCUCAACCCGCCAGCUAAUCUUGACCCGUCGCUCCAAAAGGGCUUCUGGGUCUCUCCCACCGUCUUUACCAACUGCACUGAUUCUAUGAAGAUUGUGAAGGAAGAAAUCUUCGGCCCCGUCAUGUCUAUUCUCUCCUACGAUACCGUUGACGAAGUGGUCGCCCGUGCAAAUAGCACUGUGCUGGGACUGGCUGCAGGGGUAUUCACACGAGACAUCAACCUGGCGCAUUCGAUCAUCGACCGAUUGGAUGCUGGGAUUACGUGGAUCAAUUCCUGGGGAGAGUCUCCGGCUGAGAUGCCUGUGGGCGGGUGGAAGAUGAGCGGCAUGGGCGUUGAGAAUGGUCGGAGAGGGAUUGAGGCAUGGGUAAGAAAUAAGAGCACGCUGGUCGAUAUGAGUGGAAAGGUGGCUACAGUAUUUACGAAGUUAUGA